CCGCCUUCUUAUCCGCCACAAAUUCAACACAGAGAGAGAGAGAGAGAGAGAGAGAGAGAGAGAGAGGUGUCGUUCUCGCCUUUACAGGCGAAUGUUUCAUAUUCCAAGUCUACAGAGAUCCAACACAAGCUUGACGGAGAGUGAUCGAGACGACGAUGAGGACAAGGUAUGGAUUCACCGCUUCGGCGUUGGUGCUGAUCUCAGUCCUCGUGGUCUUCAUCUUGUCAUCAUCCGGCCGAUUCAGCUUCUACGUGCCCUCCAGGUCCGAAUUCGCGAUGAUACCGAUUGGAGAUCACUUGCAGACGAAGCUCUCUGGCGCCGCCAGUGGAUCAAACUAUGCUGUUCUCUCUGAACAACCUUCCGCUACUCCUAAUAAGAGCAUGAUGAUCUCCGUCGACCGUCGUUUCAGAAACCGAACUGUCAUCUUGCAGAAACAAGACCGAGGAGUGGAGCAUGGAUUAGCUCGAGCAAGAGCUGCGAUCCGGAAGGCCGCUUCCAGUCGAAAUCUCUCGUCCAUUAUCCACGACGGCGACGUACUCACUGCCGGCGACAUAUACCAUAACCCUGGCGCCUUUUAUAAGAGUUAUACAGAGAUGGAGAAGAGAUUCAAGGUGUACGUGUACGAAGAAGGGGACCCACCAAUGGUCCAUGAUGGGCCCUGUAAGAACAUAUACACGACGGAGGGUAGAUUCAUUCACGAGAUGGAGAAGGGGAAGAGUAGGUUCAGAACAAGGGAUGCUCGCCGAGCUCACGUUUACUUUCUGCCCUUCAGCGUCUCCUGGAUGGUUAAGUACCUGUACGAGCCUCUGUCUUACAACCUCACUCCCCUCAGAGACUUUGUGUCCGAUUACGUCAGAGUCAUCUCCACCAAGCACCCCUUCUGGAACAGAACUCAAGGAGCUGACCAUUUCAUGCUUUCUUGUCAUGAUUGGGGUCCACAUGCCUCGCGAGGCAGUUCACUGCUCUACAACACGUCCAUCCGCGUCUUGUGCAACGCCAACUCCUCUGAAGGCUUCAACCCACAAAAAGACGUCAGCCUCCCGGAAAUCCACCUCUACUCCGGCGACAUCCCCCCUCAGCUCCUCUCCCCUCCCUCAUCCACCUCUCCGCGACCGUACCUGGCCUUCUUCGCCGGCGGCCUGCACGGGCCCUUCCGCCCCAUCCUCCUUCGCCACUGGCAAGGUCGUGACCCCGACCUCCCCGUCCACGAAUACCUCCCCAAGGAUCUCGAUUACUAUUCCUUCAUGCUCCAGUCCAGGUACUGUCUCUGUCCCAGCGGGUAUGAAGUGGCCAGCCCCCGGAUAGUGGAGGCCAUAUACACCGAAUGCGUGCCGGUGAUCUUGUCGGAUCACUAUGUCUUGCCGUUCAGUGACGUCUUAAGGUGGGAGGCGUUCUCAAUCCGGCUCGAGAUUUCCGAGAUUCCUAGGUUGAAGGAGGUGUUGACGGCUGUCCCAGAGAGACAGUACGCGAGGUUGAAGAAGGGUUUGAGGGCUGUUCGGAGACACUUUGUGUUAAACCAGCCGGCCCAGAGGUUUGAUGUGUUUCAUAUGAUCUUGCACUCUGUUUGGCUCAGAAGAAUUAAUCUAAUGCUUGGGUAAUAGGUACUGCACCAAUUUUAUUCAAAUAGAAAAUGGCAUACCAAUUACCCAAGUUACAUAUUAUAUAUCCUAGUCAAAAGGUUAAAUUACCUUUCAAAUAAAUUAUUAAGUUUACAUCCA
Molecule: messenger RNA, 1718 nt
Organism: Diospyros lotus (date-plum)
Lineage: Eukaryota; Viridiplantae; Streptophyta; Magnoliopsida; Ericales; Ebenaceae
Product: probable glycosyltransferase At5g25310
Exons: 5
Coding region: 156-1598 (480 amino acids)
Molecular function (GO): glycosyltransferase activity
Source: RefSeq, a predicted model, not a curated record